AUGGGUUUCCGGUUGCCUGCAAUUGUUAAAGCAAAGAGAAGUCUCAUUCGAUCUCUAUCUAGUUCAAGCCAGACAGCAGAUUCAAAGACCUCAGAUAUCCCAAAAGGCUACUUUGCAGUCUAUGUUGGGGAGAGCCAGAAGAAGCGGUUUGUGAUUCCAAUAUCAUAUUUGAAUGAGCCGUUAUUCCUGGAUCUGCUGAGUCAAGUUGAAGAAGAAUUCGGAUAUGAUCAUCCCAUGGGAGGUAUCACAAUCCCCUGCAGUGAAAACACCUUCCUUGAUCUCAUUUCCCGCUUGAGUGUGUGA
Molecule: messenger RNA, 303 nt
Organism: Prunus mume (Japanese apricot)
Lineage: Eukaryota; Viridiplantae; Streptophyta; Magnoliopsida; Rosales; Rosaceae
Source: RefSeq, a predicted model, not a curated record